Bipolaris sorokiniana ND90Pr is the source of this 190-nucleotide messenger RNA. RefSeq lists its product as uncharacterized. The record is from RefSeq and is a predicted model, not a curated record. The transcript has a single exon. The coding region runs from base 21 to 182 and encodes 53 amino acids. Lineage: Eukaryota; Fungi; Ascomycota; Dothideomycetes; Pleosporales; Pleosporaceae.
AUUUCACCUCUAGGGAAGUCAUGUCUCUCCUCUCAAAUGCGAUUACCCAGACCAAAGCAUAUCUCCUUGGCGUUGCUGCAUUUCCGCUGGGCAUAAGAGAUGGCCUUGCGCUUCCUCGUAAUGCGCUGUGCGCACUUGGCCAACGCCCCGGACGCAUCCAGCUCGUAGCCUGCACUCUUUGACGCUGACU